Haemorhous mexicanus (house finch) is the source of this 1054-nucleotide messenger RNA. It is a transcript of the gene SLC51B, whose product is annotated as SLC51 subunit beta. Gene Ontology annotation, molecular function: protein heterodimerization activity; transmembrane transporter activity. NCBI's taxonomy places the organism in Eukaryota, Metazoa, Chordata, Aves, Passeriformes, Fringillidae. Gene Ontology annotation, cellular component: plasma membrane. The transcript is spliced from 5 exons. Gene Ontology annotation, biological process: bile acid and bile salt transport. The record is from RefSeq and is a predicted model, not a curated record. Bases 152 to 643 code for a protein of 163 amino acids.
GUAUUACCACGGUGCUCGGAGGAGAUGUCUUCGGAUGACAGAGCUUAAAGAAGAAAUGUAGCUUCUUUCCUGCUGGGAAUCCACGUUUCUGGCAUCUCCACGCUGAAGAAAUACUGUGAAGGUGUGAUCCAUCCCACCUGCAUACACAAAUAUGAAGUUCUUCUGGAUAAUCCCAUUUUUCCUGCUGCAAGCUGAGGCAGAGCACAAGUACCUCCCAACCACCCUGGCCAGCACACACAUGGACGAGCACACGGCAGACAACAUUACCCUUCCACUGGGCUUGGAACUGGAACAGCUGGAGGAGCUGCUCUGGUUCUUCCGCAGAGAAGACCCCUCAACAUGGAAUUACUCCAUUCUUGCACUAUCCCUUGCCACCAUGAUUUUGGGCCUUGUUCUUCUGACCAUUAACAUUGUGCGAAACAGGAAAAGGAAAAUCCUCGUGAGUGGAGAAACAGCACAGACCACACAGGAGGCUGACCUCGAUGCCAAGCAAGCCCUGAUGCCUGUGCAGGAAUACAACUUGGCUGAGCCGCUAAAGCAGCAGCCAGGGCCCCAGGACCAGAGACCAGGGGACGUGAUGGUUCAGUGGAAAGAUGGGACUGUCACAUCCCUGUACACAGAGAUGUCUGAGGAGGCCAUAUAGUGGCAGCUGGAGUCAGCCCAUUGAGGCCUUAAGGAAGGUAUUAGAAUGUCUCAAUUCACAGGGGUGCAAGUUUAAAAAUGCAGCUUAGCUGGGAGAAAGAAAAGUGUGAAACAAGAAAGCAGCAGAGUUGCACCUGCAGGAGGGGCCCUUGGCUCGGCACCUGCCUCGCUGGUGUUCCCCCACUGCUCUGGCUGCUCCAGACUUCCCUCCAGUGCCAGCUUCAUCUCCUCCCUCAGGUGCUGCAAACAGGUUUGACCUGAGCCAGGGAAGUAAGUGGGAAGCUUGGCCUGCAGUCAGCCAGGGAAAGCACCCUCACUUCCCAUCAGGAAAACAGCAACACUGAAGCUGAGACAUUUUUAAUCUUUUCAGAAUCCUCUUUAUUAAAAUACUUUCCAAAGUGGUUGAUCAAAA